AUGGAAUGUCUUUAUCAAUAUACCAUUAAACAUGGUCUCGAUCCAGAGAAAUUUUCGAUUGUUACGGAAGCUGAGAAGAAAAAAGGGACUGUGAACAAGAGAAAGAGAGAUAAUCCUCUUAUGAUCGAUCCUAGAAAAUAUUAUCCAUUUCUAACAGAUCGCGAUAGAUUGAUUGGUGAAGAGCUGAUGCGACAUAAAAUCUUUGCUCAAGCUUGA
This is a messenger RNA of Funneliformis geosporum, 216 nucleotides long. The record is from the annotation of a GenBank genome assembly. Lineage: Eukaryota; Fungi; Glomeromycota; Glomeromycetes; Glomerales; Glomeraceae.